AGUGAACGCGUUCGGUUGCUGCUUUUGGCUGCCGGUGUCAAAGAGAGAAUUGGUUGCGUCCAAAACAAUUCGUAUUUGUUUAUGUAUUAAAAAAUUAAUUAAUACUAUUUGUGUGCCGUGACGUGAUAAACAAAGCUACAGAGUGGCCGACAGAAUUCACACAUCUACGUACAACAACAACAACAACGGAAAGAUAUCAAAAAACGAUAAAAUUACCACACCACAAACAUUCGAAUUCUAUUCAAUUUUGGCAAAAGUUGUGACGUAUUUCAAACUUCACAUUUUCAACACAACAUAAAAUCGAGAGAGAAAAGGUGAACAGAGCAAUCUGAGAGUUGUUUGGACGCUCCAAAAGCUUAAGCCCAAGUUCAUUGUCAAGUGGGUAUUCGUCUAAGCGAGAGAGAGGAGAAGAGCUUUGCGUAAGCUUUUGCAUCGUUCGAACUCACCAAAAAGCACGGAAACAAAUUGGAAAUGAGUAACGAAUCGUCAGCGAGCGAGACAACACCGCUGCGACGGCCAGACAGUCAGUUGAGUGCAAAUUCAGGCACUAACGUGGCUACAAACAACAACCACGUCGACAGAAGCAAGUUAAACACGGGACAAACAACGUUGGAUAUACCCAGAAGCAACAGUAAUCAUCUAAGCAACAACUUGAACAGUUUCACCAACCAACAACAGCAUACGCGGCAAGCGCAACAGCAACAGCAACAGCAGCAGCAGCAGCAACAACAAACUACAGACAUGGACACAAAUAAACGUAUUUUAUGUCGUGUGGCUCUCGAUAUUUUCAUUUUAUUAUGUGCUGGAUUUCCUAUACUUUUGUUCUAUCUGCUGGGAUCUUCAUACAAGCGAGGCUUCUUCUGUGACGAUGAAUCGUUAAUGCAUCCCUUCAAGGAGUCCACCGUGAAGAACUGGAUGUUGUACUUCAUUGGACUCGUUAUUCCAGUGGGUGUGGUACUGAUUGUGGAAAUACUGCGUUCAAAGGACAAAGAUCUCAACACAACGCGUCGUUAUAUCUACCAGGGAUAUCGGAUUCCCGAUUGGCUCGUCGAGUGCUAUAAGAAGCUUGGCGCAUUCGCCUUUGGAGCCGCUGUCAGUCAAUUGACCACGGAUAUUGCCAAGUAUUCGAUUGGUCGACUGCGUCCACAUUUCAUGCAGGUGUGCCAGCCGAUCAUGCCAGAUGGCACGAAUUGCACGGAUCCAGCCAACUUUGGCAAAUACAUAACGGAUUUCAAGUGCUUAGGAGUUGGCUCAACGCCUCGCAUGCUGAAAGAGAUGAGUCUCUCGUUCCCCAGUGGCCACUCCAGUUUUACCUUCUACACCAUGGUCUAUGUGGCGCUAUAUCUACAGUCUCGCAUGACCUGGAAUACCGGGAAGCUGUUGCGUCACUUUCUGCAGUUUCUCUUCAUUAUGAUCGCCUGGUAUACGGCACUUAGCCGCAUCUCGGACUACAAACAUCAUUGGUCCGAUGUGUUGGCUGGCUCAACAAUCGGUGCAAGCUGCGCUUUAAUUGUGGCAAAUUGCGUGUCCGAUUUGUUCCCCCGAGAAUCCCGGACUAAGCCAUAUCUGCCCAGGAGCUCACAGGAUGUGAGCCAAACGCAAUCGACGGUUGUGGUAACAACGAAUUAGCACACUGUGAAUUCGAAUAGCCGUUUUAGUCGUCGUUUAGAGCACAAAUUCCAUAAUUUAUAAGGCAAACAGGGAUCUUUCGAUACAUUUGUUUAAAACAAAGCAAAGCUUGCGUUAUAUUUUAAAUUCUAGUUAAUUGUUAAUUCGCAAAAUAUUAUUUGAUAGCCAAUUAGCAUUUUAAUUGUUAAGCUCAUUAAGUGUAAAAAUAUAUAUACGCAUAAUUUAAAAUACUUAAUACUGACUAUAAACUCACUAAAGUGACCUUCAGAUUAUACAAAGUGCGAUUAGCGAAGUCAGCAUAAUCGACAAUAAGUAUUAUGUUAAAUGAGU
Molecule: messenger RNA, 1959 nt
Organism: Drosophila nasuta
Lineage: Eukaryota; Metazoa; Arthropoda; Insecta; Diptera; Drosophilidae
Gene: wun
Product: wunen
Exons: 7
Coding region: 472-1629 (385 amino acids)
Biological process (GO): phospholipid dephosphorylation; signal transduction; phospholipid metabolic process
Cellular component (GO): plasma membrane
Molecular function (GO): phosphatidate phosphatase activity
Source: RefSeq, a predicted model, not a curated record